Drosophila hydei is the source of this 3674-nucleotide messenger RNA. It is a transcript of the gene Ire1, whose product is annotated as serine/threonine-protein kinase/endoribonuclease IRE1. NCBI's taxonomy places the organism in Eukaryota, Metazoa, Arthropoda, Insecta, Diptera, Drosophilidae. Gene Ontology annotation, molecular function: ATP binding; RNA endonuclease activity; protein serine/threonine kinase activity. The record is from RefSeq and is a predicted model, not a curated record. The coding region runs from base 227 to 3523 and encodes 1098 amino acids. The transcript is spliced from 8 exons. Gene Ontology annotation, biological process: intrinsic apoptotic signaling pathway in response to endoplasmic reticulum stress; protein phosphorylation; mRNA processing. Gene Ontology annotation, cellular component: IRE1-TRAF2-ASK1 complex.
UCUUGCUCAUACGCUCUCGAACAGUAUAACUCUACGCAACAAUGACGAAUGAAAGAAAUACGCAGUUAAUGUAAUCCAAUGCAAGUGUGUGUGUAGUGUCAAAUUAAAGAAAAGAAAAAAAGAUUUGUGAAAAUAUGAUACAUUCAACUAACUGCAAGUAAUUGCGAAGUGCAUCAAUUAUUAAACGUAUAAUAUAUACAUAUAUUUUUCCGCUGUUGAUCGCGCGAUGUUAACCACAACAAGAAGAAUUAAGUCGAUAUCAUAUAGAUUUUGCAAAAUGAAAUACUUCGUUUGUUGUUGCGCGUUUUUUUUGCUAUUGAGUAGCGUUAUUGCAUCAGCAGCAAAACAAACUACAGGUACAAACGCCGACUCAGCAGAAGUUGUGAGCAGUGCCGAAGAAAAAGCGGAUUGCACAGACCUUGCCCGCGACGAGGAGGCGUUGAUGGUAUUCUCCACGCUGGGUGGCGGGCUAACGGCAAUCGAUCCGAUAACAAGCGAAAUACGCUGGACAAUAGCAGAUGAUCCUCCUAUUGUGGCGGAACCGCAGCAAAAUGUACAGGUACCACAUUAUCUGCCAGAUCCUAGAGAUGGCAGUAUUUAUCAGCUUGGACAAAUGGGUAGCUUGAAGAAGCUACCCUAUACUAUACCGCAAUUGGUGGCCAAUGCGCCGUGUCGCUCAUCCGAUGGCAUUUUGUAUUCGGGUAAGAAGAGCGACACCUGGUACAUGGUCGAUCCAAAAACAGGUAGGCGUGAGAAAGUGAUGGGAUUUGGCGAUGCUCAAAUGGAUGGCAAUGACGGUGAGCACAUUGGUUGGGCCACAUCACGUGCCAUUUACUUGGGACGCACACAGUACACGGUCAUGAUGUACGACAGCCAGGCCAAGGAUAAGAAUGCCAAGCCCUGGAAUAUUACCUUUUACGACUACAAUGCGCUCAGCGCCCCGCCAGAACUAGCCAAGGAAUAUGAAUAUAUUCAUUUGACCACCACCAGCAAUGGCCACAUUGUUACCCUCGAUCGUAAGCAGGGCAAAUUUUUAUGGCAACGUGAUCUGAACAGUCCCGUUGUAGCUGCCUUUCUGCUAGGUCCCGAUGGGCUGCUAAGCGUACCAUUUACCACAGUCUCCGAUGAGGCCUAUGAUGCUAUUCUAGAGGAGUCCAAGACGGGCAAUGUUAAUACGGUUAAACUAUUUCAAUCUUUGUAUGUGGGCGAGCAUCAACGUGGCCUCUAUGCUCUUCCGUCGCUGGUAAAUAAGAAUACACCACGUAUAUCUACAACGCCGCCCAUCAAAUUGCUCGAUGGACCAGCUGUGGAGUUAAAUAAUGAACAGGGUAAUGAUCCGCGCACCGUUUACAUCAAUGACGUACUACAAGAAAAUCCGGGCAUUAUGUUGGGCCACUAUAACAUGCCCAAUGAGGUCAACAAGGGCAAUUUGCAUUUAUCUCCAACACCUUCUGCUGGCAAAGAUGUGCAAAGUUUGGCCACAAUACAUAACUACAACGAUGGUUAUGGCCUGUUGGCCAACAAUGAAAAGAAUGCUGCGGAUAUUGGUGUGCAAACAGAUCCGAACGUGGUUGAGAUUAGCAUUGAGCCAGCACGCUCGAACACCAUUAAUCGCACCAAGACCAUAAUUUUGGCCAAUAGCAACAAGGUACAGGCGUUUAUUAAUGAAUGGUUCAUGGAACAUCCCAGUGGCAAGGUUCAUCAAAUAUUGAUUGUAAUUGUCCUAGGCAUGGUUGCGCUCUUUUGGUAUACGUGUAGCACCAUGCGAGAGUUGCAGAAACAGAGCGAAAAUGGAUCCAAGACAAUGGCUCAGCAGGCCAUAAACAGCAGCACCAAUGGUAGCACUGGAAGCAAUGGCAGCAACAUCAGUACUCAGGAUCUACUUGAUCUGGGCAAUGGACAUGUACGUGUUGGCAAAAUUAGUUUCAAUUCUAAUGACGUCUUGGGCAAGGGUUGCGAGGGUACCUUCGUUUUUAAGGGCAACUUCGAGGAGCGUUUUGUGGCUGUUAAGCGUUUGCUUCCGGAAUGCUUCACCUUUGCAGAUCGCGAGGUGGCCUUACUGCGCGAAUCGGAUGCACAUGAGAAUGUGGUGCGUUACUUUUGCACAGAACAGGAUCGUCAGUUUCGUUAUAUAGCCGUUGAGCUGUGCGACGCCACUCUGCAGGAUUACACCGAGGGCGAUCGUUCGAUGGAGCUUCGUCAGCAUAUUGAUAUUUGGCAAGUUCUGGUGCAGGCAGCAGCUGGACUUAGUCAUCUACAUUCUCUAGAUAUAGUUCAUCGUGAUAUAAAACCACAGAAUGUACUUCUGUCGCUGCCCGAUCCCAAAGGCAAGGUGCGCGUUAUGAUUUCGGACUUUGGACUGUGCAAAAAGCUUAACUUUGGACGCACCAGUUUUUCGCGUCGCUCGGGCGUUACAGGCACCGAUGGCUGGAUUGCCCCAGAGAUGAUGCGUGCUCAGCGAACCACCACAGCUGUAGACAUUUUCUCGCUCGGCUGUGUUUACUACUAUGUGCUGAGCGGUGGUCAUCAUGCUUUUGGUGACAACCUCAAACGGCAGGCUAAUAUACUUUCGUACGAAUACAACUUGUCCAAGUUGCGCGCCGGAGAUGAAGCUGAACAUAGCAGAAUUGUAUUGGCGGAGCAGCUUAUAUCAGAUAUGAUACACAAGGAUCCACAGUCGCGACCGCCGGCCCGCUGCAUUGGUAAUCACCCUCUCUUCUGGGAUGAGCCGAAAAUGCUCAGCUUUUUGCAGGAUGUUAGUGAUCGUGUGGAGAAGCUGCAAUUUCAUACCGAGCCACUCAAAUCAUUGGAGAAGAAUGGACGUAUAGUUGUUCUUGACGAUUGGAACUUGCAUUUAGAUCCAUUGAUUACAGAUGAUUUGAGAAAAUAUCGCGGAUAUAUGGGCGCCAGUGUGCGCGACUUAUUGCGCGCGUUGCGUAAUAAAAAGCAUCACUACCACGAGCUAACGCUUGAGGCACAGGAGCUGCUUGGCUGUAUACCACACGAGUUCACUAACUACUGGGUGGAACGCUUUCCGCAGCUCAUCUCGCAUGCUUAUCAUGCAUUCAGUAUUUGCUCGAACGAGCCCAUCUUCAAGCCCUACUACAGCGUCGGUUACCACUUUUCGCGUCCUUGGUACUUUGAUGCUGAUGAUGCACUGUUUCCCAUGCUAAUGCGUGAUCCCAAACCGUUGCCGAAAAUGAGCAGUCCAAAAAAAACGCCGCCGGCGCCGCCGCAGUUAUCACUGAUCCAGUUGCAGCAGCAGCAAAAGGUUAAGCAACGCAAGGGUGCUUACAACUUUCGUAAAGUUCCAAAUGAGGAACUGAUGCCCGGCGUGGGGCUGCAACGGAAUAUAGAGCCGGAUACGCAGGCACUCGAUGCUGAUAUGGCCAAACGCGAUGUUUUUGCCAAUUUUCAGUUUAGACGUCCCAAGCCGACUAAUCGAAAUUAUGCAGCGGGUGCCAAGGAGCAGGAGAAGGAUAAGUUCGUUAGCUGGACACUGCCGUCGACUACGACGGAUUAGAAUUGAAACUAUAGAUACUUUACUAGUUGAACUUUUAUUAUAAUUAGUAAUAUUAUUUUAAUUAUAAUUAGUAGUAACUAUUUUAAAUUAAUUGUGCAAUUCUUUUAUGCGACUAUUCCAAAAUAAUUCCCCGAUUUCAUUUUAGAUUUUU